Molecule: messenger RNA, 1155 nt
Organism: Meira miltonrushii
Lineage: Eukaryota; Fungi; Basidiomycota; Exobasidiomycetes; Exobasidiales; Brachybasidiaceae
Exons: 1
Coding region: 1-1155 (384 amino acids)
Source: RefSeq, a predicted model, not a curated record
AUGAAUACAGCGGUCCUAGCUUCGGACGUCAAUAUGCUGGGGGACCGAAACCUUUUCGCGAAAAAAAAUCAUGCUGCUGCUCAUACGAGUCCACGUAUAUCUUCUCCUCUCACACCUCCCGCAACUGGAGAAACGAAGAUCAAUAAUGGAGAAAGCAGUAGUAGCAGUAGCAUAGAAGGAGGAAUUGCAAAACGUAAACCAAAAGAUCUUUCACAAUCACCAACUGCAAGAAUCUUGAACACGUUCCCGAUAAGAGAUUCCCCUGGUAAUCCAUUCUUACAAGGUGGACCAGCAGAUGCAGGUCUUUCGGGACCAAGGAUGUGGCAAGCAAGACAAAGACUGGCAAAGAUUCCAAAACGUGAGAGAGGAAAGAUGACGUAUGUAUUCAGAGGUCAAAGGGUUACCUAUGCAGAACCUUUUGCAAGUGAUUCGGAAGAAGAAGAGGAAGAACAGAUGACUAGCACAUACCUUGGUGAUGGAUAUUGGAGGCAUGAGAGGAACAACGAUCGUUUGCAACCUCGUAUCUUAUUCCCACAGGCAAUGUCUGCCUCUUCUAGCUCAACCGAAUCAUCGAGGAAACGACCAGCUCAACUUGACUAUCUAUCAGAUCCUUCUUCGCAUAACGCUUCCCGCUCAGGCGAAUCUUAUAGCGGCAUCAACCAUCCAAAGAGGCGCAAGAUCGACGGCAUACAAGAACAGAACCGAGAUCUACUUGACCAUCUCGAUCGUGCAGGCUGGAAUAGCGAUGGAGAGAUGGAUGUUCAGGAAGAGGAUGAAGUGAGCAAAUCGAUGUUAGGGCGGGAAGAACAACAGCAAGAAGAAACGUCAAUGGACCCUUGCUUCACCGACAAGACCAUAAGGCCACGUCAAUUCGACAGCGAUGAUGAAAGCGAAGAAGAGGAGCUUGAGGUGGAAGAUAAUCCAUUCUUGGAUGCAGCACCGAUGCAAAGGUCUAAUUCACGCACGUACGAAGAAGAACGAGCUUCAAUCUUUGGCUUACAAUAUGAUUCAGAGCAAACACAUAACAUCUAUACGACCAAUCACUCCCAUGCAUCAUUCUCAUCUAACCCUUAUGCCAGCCGACCACGAGGACAUGCACAUUCGCUCGCACAUUCUAUGCAUGUGCCUGGACAUUUACGUGGUCGUCGAUAUUGA